This is a messenger RNA of Trichomycterus rosablanca, 2138 nucleotides long. It is a transcript of the gene scamp4, whose product is annotated as secretory carrier membrane protein 4. The record is from RefSeq and is a predicted model, not a curated record. The transcript has 7 exons. NCBI's taxonomy places the organism in Eukaryota, Metazoa, Chordata, Actinopteri, Siluriformes, Trichomycteridae. Bases 56 to 751 code for a protein of 231 amino acids. Gene Ontology annotation, cellular component: recycling endosome membrane; trans-Golgi network membrane. Gene Ontology annotation, biological process: protein transport.
GGGACUGCCAGGAUUUUCCAGCCCAUGAAAGUUACAUUUACACAGAGACCUCACAAUGGCAGAACGUGUCAAUAACUUCCCACCUCUGCCGAAGUUUUUGCGAAUUAAACCAUGUUUCUACCAAAAUGUAGACGAGGAUAUUCCUCAACAACAUCGUCAAAUUGUUCACAGAAUUUACAAGCUUUGGAUGUUGUACUCAAUUAUACUCUGCAUCAACCUGGUGUCUUGCAUAGCCUGGUGGGCUGGUGGAGGUAGUGCAGUUAACUUUGGGCUUGGUCUUCUCUGGCUGGUGCUUUUCAGCCCCUGCAGUUACACCUGCUGGUUCAGGCCUAUUUACAAAGCAUUUAGGGCUGACAGUUCGUUUAACUUCAUGGCAUUCUUCUUCGUUUUCUUUCUUCAAUGUGUUCUUGCUUUUAUUCAGACCCUUGGCAUAAAUAACUGGGGUGCAUGUGGCUGGAUAGCAACUGUGCUCUUUUUUAGCACUAACGUGGCAUCCGCUGUGAUAAUGCUCAUCUCAGCUGUUCUGUUCACAUUUGUCACUGUGCUUAUGGUAGUGGUCCUCAUCAGGGUUCACAGGUUCUACCGUGGUGGUGGAGGCAGCUUACAGCGUGCCCAGGAUGAAUGGAGCACAGGUGUAUGGAAGAGUGCUCCUGUAAGAGAAGCUGGCUUCAAUGCCAUUGUUGAGACUGGCCCCAGUCUCCCCCAGUAUCCUGCUUCUGUGCCCAGUUAUCCUGAAAACAGACCUUGGUGAUAAACCACUGCAGACUGCAGAUGAAGUCCACUGUCAUCUCAUGACUUUUUUUGCCAUAAUGUGAAAGACAUGACUGAAAUUAGAGUUGGGCGAUAUCAUUAUGGCUAUAAAUUUAAUCUGAGUACAUUUAUAACAUGAAUGGAAAAUUCAUGUCCAAUACAUUGGUUUCACAUACUGUUAAUUAGUCAUGCCUAGUGCUUACAGUAGAGAUCUGUACAAUAUUUUAACUUAUUUCUUUUUGGUUUGGAAAUGGAAAUGUGCCUCAUCUCUAGCCAAAGUCAGAAAUGUGCCAUACAAAACAUAGCCAACCACGGUGUAGAUGUUGCUUGAUUUGAACCUGUAUUUCACUGUUUCACUACAUAAUUAACACUUGUUAACACUUUUAUUUAAAUUAAUAAUAGUUAUGUAUGUCUGUUAAACUAUACUUUGCCUGGGACUCACCUGGAGGACUGUGCCAACUUCACCUCAGUUAGACAACUAUAUAAGAUAAGGAACAUGAUUUGAACACUAGUAUAUUUAGGUUAAUUAAUUCAUAUUUUCACACAUAAGUUCACACAUAUUUUCCAUGAUGCUUUAAAAUGAACCUCAUUUGAUUUGAUGUUCCAUAAGCAGCAGUAGCUAGCUUAUUAUAUCUUAUUGUCACUGGUGACAAUAUUUUUUUCAGAAAUAAUAGACAAAAAUAAGGUUAUCUUGACAUUUUUGGCAAGACAUUUCAGUUAUCGCCCAGCUCUAAGUGCAAUUUUGACUUAUAUGAAUUACAAGUCUUACAUUUAUCAGAAACUAAUAUGUGUGCCAUUUAUAAGACCUCUUCUUUAUUGAAAGCAGAUAUGCUUAGGUGUGAGGACUGCAUGAUUUGCAAGUUGACAGUGCAGUCUUUUUAUCUGCUUUUCAGAAUGUCUGCUUGAUCUCUAAAAUGGAGAUACUAUCUCAGUUUUCUAUUGUGUGCAUGUAACACUAACAAAACAUUUUAUUUAUGUAGUGCUUUUCAAUAACCCAAAGAUGCUUGUGUAAAGAACGAUCAUUCCAAGUGCUUGAAAUUUCUGCAGUUUUGAAAGUAGAUAUGACUUCUUUUAUUUUAGUUUAAUGUUGUUUUUAAGGUUUGGACCAGAAUACCACUGAUUUUGAUUACAAAUUUACAUUCCUCUAAAAGUAUUUCAUCAGUCUUAAUUUAAAUGUGAUUUUGUUUGGAGAGAGGUGCCAUUACAGAGUGCCAUAUUUAAACCAUCAUUAUUGCAGGGCUUUUAACUGCAGGACAUGAAAGGACUGGACUUAAUCUCUGGGCUCAGUUCAUGUACAGUACUGCAUUACAUAUGUUAGAUAAGAUUGUAAUCGCAUAAAAACUGACGAUGUCUAGCUUGUAAAAAAAAUAAAAAAGCUUAUUUUUGAA